Messenger RNA from Entrophospora sp. SA101, 468 nucleotides. The record is from the annotation of a GenBank genome assembly. Lineage: Eukaryota; Fungi; Glomeromycota; Glomeromycetes; Entrophosporales; Entrophosporaceae.
AUGCCUCGACCAAAGAAAAACAACAGCACUCAAGAACAAUCAGGCUUUAACAAUAAUGAAAAAUAUGCAAAUAAUAAUGAUCAACAAUUACCUAGAUCAACAUCAUUACCAUUAAUUAAUCAACUUAAUAAUUCACAAAAUCAGCAGCGUUAUUGGUAUGAUAAAUUAGUUGAUGCAAUUCCCUCUUUAUCUACAAAUAACAAUUUAUUAUCAUCAUCAAAUGGUAAUCUUGAUGCCUCGAUUGAUUCUUUAUCACCAAGGAGAGGUCGAUCUACAACACCAAAACCAACAAGUAGAGAUUCAUCAUCAGAUCCAGAAAAUAAAAGAUUAGCUUCAAGAUCUACAAGUAGGAAAAGAAAAGGUAGCCAUCAUCGCAGUAGUGCUGAGAAUGAUGACAAUGAAGGCUUUGAAGAUAAUAGAUUUAAGCAUUAUAAUGUUAAAGAUGGAAUUGAUGAUAAUAAUGAAUAA